AUGUCGACUAUUGUGUCCGGUACGGAUUAUGGCAAAGUUUUCAAUGACAAUAUACAUGGACACAUUAUGCUCCAUCCGCUUUGCGUAAAAUUCAUCGACACACCUGAAUUUCAAAGAUUGCGUAACAUCAAACAGCUCGGUACCACUUAUCUAGUCUACCCCUGUGCGAGCAUUAAUCGGUUUGAACAUUCCAUUGGUGUUUGUUACUUAGCUGGACAAAUGAUUGAAGCUUUAUGUCGAAAUUCAGGUGAAGAUAUUAAUGUUACUAAAGAAGAAAAACUGUGUGUUGAAUUAGCAGGCCUUUGUCAUGAUCUUGGACAUGGUCCUUUAUCACACAGUUGGGAAAGAUAUCUUAAAGCUUCUGGUGUCGAUUGGAAGCACGAAGAAAGUUCAACUGAAAUGCUGAAGUAUAUCAUACAAAAGUAUGAUUUUGAAAAAGAGCUUAAAAAAUAUGGACUAAAUGUGGAGUAUCACGUUGAAUUGAUUUGUGAAUUUAUUAGAGGAGGAGGAAAGUUACUAGUAGAAAACCAUUUCUUGUAUCAGGUUGUAUCAAAUAAAGAUAAUGGCAUUGAUGUUGAUAAAUGGGAUUACUUUUUACGUGACGGAAAUUGUUUAAAUUUAAGCAUAUCAUUUGAUUAUAAAAGAUUGAUGCAGUUUUCUAGAGUUGUAGUUGAUCCUAAUUCAAACAAACCAAAACAAGUAAUUGCGUUCAGAAAUAAAGAGGCCCGAAACAUAUAUGACAUGUUUAGAGUGAGAUCAGAUUUACAUCUGAGAGCUUACCAACAUACAGCGGUUCAAAAUACAGAGUUAAUGAUGGUUGACAUGCUAUUAAAAGCAGAAAAUUAUUUUACUGUACAAAUUUCAUCUGGUACCAAGUUUGGUUUGAACGAAGCUCAUACAAAUAUUGAAGCGAUGUCUCGUUUAACUGACCACAUUUUAUAUGAUAUUCAAUAUAGCCAUGACCCAAAUUUGGAAGAAGCUAAAAGUUUAUUAAAUAGAUUACAUACAAGACAUUUAUAUAAAUUUAUUGGUUCUUAUAAUUUAAUAUUUAUAAACAAAGAAAUUUAUAACAAAUCGAUUGAUGUUGAAAAUUUAAAACAAAAUCUUAAGAAUGAAUUGCAAAAACAAUUUGGUAUUGAAUUCGGCGUUACAGCUACUUGGCUUAAUUGUGGAUAUCCAUUAAUAAAUCCAUUAGAAAAAGUAUUAUUUUUCAAGAAACCAUUAAGUCAUAAUGAUUCAAUUAUAUUUGACGAUACACCAUAUCAAAAUGUAUAUCCUAUGAAUGAAUUAGAGUUUUUUAAACGUGAUAUCAAUGUAUUUAGUAAAUUACUUACAUUAAAGGAUAGUCAGCUAAAAGAAAUCGAUCUUGCAUGCAAUUCAUUUUUAAAGAAUUUCAGGCCAUAA
Messenger RNA from Macrosiphum euphorbiae (potato aphid), 1404 nucleotides. NCBI's taxonomy places the organism in Eukaryota, Metazoa, Arthropoda, Insecta, Hemiptera, Aphididae. The record is from the annotation of a GenBank genome assembly.